GUACCAAGUCUUUGUCUCCAAGACGCUUUAUUUAGCCAGAAAUGUCUCAGUCGGGAGGAAGUGUGUGGUAUCAGCGAGAGAUUGCCAUAGCUGCCAAGAAACGGGGAUGUCACUUAAUUACAGACGAUGUUCUCCAUCAGGUCCCAGAAAUAAAGAAGAUAAAAAUAGGAGUCGCAAAUAUACAUAUCAAGCACACAUCAGCAAGUCUAUGCUUAAAUGAGAACUGGGAUCCUGAUGUCAGAGUGGACAUGGAGAUGAUGAUGAACAAGUUGAUUCCAGAGAGUACGCCAUUCAAACAUAGUUGUGAAGGUCCAGAUGAUAUGCCAGCCCAUGUGAAGGCAGCGUUUAUAGGUACAGGUGUCAGUAUACCUAUCACAGAUGGCAAGUUUAAUCUAGGUACGUGGCAGGGCCUCUGGCUGUGUGAACACAGAAACUCUGCUGGAAGGAGAACUCUUGUGGUUACAUUGAAUGGAUGUGAACGUUGAAUUUGUUUCCCUGCAUACAACUUGUAACUCAGGAUUGAGGACUUGUUUGUUUUUGGAGUGUUUGUAUAAAUUUACCAGUUUAUCUGUGAUAGGUUUUAAAAUGGUCACAUUUACAGGUUGUUUGAAACCAGAAAUAAAACAAUUAAUAAGGACACCUUUAAAAAAAAUUGUAUUUGCAAUUGCCCUCAGGCCUCUCCUUACAAAAUAAUUUAGGGAGCCCGGACUCAUAACUCUUCUUAACCUCUAGGAAACAUUUUUUCAUUCUUUUGGAAGUUUUCUCAUUUAAAAUUAUUUCAACAUCAUAGUUUUAAGUAAUUUCUAAAUUAAAAAAAAAUAUUUCCCUAUCUACUGACCCAAUAUUUUUAUCCUCAGGUUAGAGCGGGCAAGCAAACAUACCGUACUAUAAGUGGAAAUUUUAGCGAGACGCAAAUUUAGCGAUUUCUACCUAAAAUCUGGUAUUUUAUUUUUAGCGAGAAGUAAUUAUAGUGAUUUUAAAAUGCUAACUAAAGAAAGCUGUUACAAAUAAUACACAAUUAAUUUUUAGCGAUAUUCAAUUUUAGCAAUGACAGCACCCUCGCUAAUAAUGCCAAAAUUAAAUCAUCGCUAAAAA
Saccostrea cuccullata (small rock oyster) is the source of this 1095-nucleotide messenger RNA. RefSeq names its product UPF0047 protein YjbQ-like. The coding region runs from base 42 to 485 and encodes 147 amino acids. The record is from RefSeq and is a predicted model, not a curated record. The transcript has 7 exons. Lineage: Eukaryota; Metazoa; Mollusca; Bivalvia; Ostreida; Ostreidae.